AUCUCAGUGUCUGCUGGUGUGAGAUGUAAACAUCUCCACCCCCGCUUGCACUGCUUGCACCACAGCAUUUCCAGUGUGUGGAGAAGAUGGAGCCUGAUUGUAUGUGAGUGCAGGCGGAGGAACAGCAGCAGCAGCAGCGUGUAGGGGGGGUGUUUGCUCUCAAACUCAACUGCUGCAGUCGAGGCAUCAAUUUUGUAUAGGCAUUGAGUGCAGUAAGUUGGCUAUCAUCAGCAGAGGCUUCCCCUCUCUUGCUGUUGAUGAUGGAGUACAGGGAUUCAGGCGGAUAUGAGCCGUCUCUAUAGGAAUGUCCGCGUCCGAUUCGAGCGCAGCACUGCUUAGUUGCAAGAGUUCAGCUGAUUCGUACACGAGCAGGCCAUCUGAUUCCGACCUGUCCCUGGAGGAGGACAAGGAGGCGUCUCGGCGUGAAGCCGAGCGCCAGGUCCUGCUCCAGCUCGAAAGAGCCAAGGCCAAACCGGUGGCAUUUGCAGUGAGAACCAAUGUCAGCUACUGCGGGGCACUGGACGAGGACUGUCCAGUUCAGGGUGCUGCCAUCAACUUUGAAACCAAAGAUUUUCUACAUAUAAAAGAGAAGUACAAUAAUGACUGGUGGAUAGGGAGGCUGGUAAAGGAGGGGGCAGAUAUUGCUUUCAUUCCCAGUCCUGUUAAACUGGAGGCCAUGCGCAUCAAGCAGGAACAGAAAGCAGCUCAGAGAAAAAUAGGUGGGAAUGCAUCCUCUGGCAGCCGGAAAUCUGCAUCUCCUGCAGCCAAACAGAAGCAAAAGCAGACAGAGCAUGUUCCACCUUAUGAUGUUGUUCCAUCUAUGAGGCCUGUUGUUCUGGUUGGUCCCUCACUAAAAGGCUAUGAGGUUACAGAUAUGAUGCAGAAAGCUCUGUUUGAUUUUUUGAAGCACAGGUUUGAUGGGAGGAUUUCUAUUACAAGGGUAACUGCGGAUCUGUCUUUGGCCAAACGAUCAGUGUUGAAUAAAAAACCAAAUCUAGAUCCGUCUAGCCUGGCGGAGGUACAGAGUGAGAUUAACAGAAUAUUUGAGUUAGCUAAGAGCCUACAGCUGGUGGUCCUGGAUGCAGAUACCAUUAACCAUCCUACACAGCUUCUAAAGACAUCACUCGCUCCCAUUAUAGUCUAUGUGAAAGUGUCUUCUCCAAAGGUUCUUCAAAGACUCAUUAAAUCCAGAGGGAAAUCUCAAAGCAAACAUCUCAACUUGCAAAUGAUGGCAGGAGAUAAACUAGCGCAGUGCCCGCCAGAAAUGUUUGACGUCAUACUGGACGAGAACCAGCUAGAAGAUGCUUGUGAACACUUAGCUGAACAUUUAGAUAUAUAUUGGCGGGCCACUCACCUUCCAGGCUCUGCCCCCACCAAUCCUACGGUGGAGCAAAAUGUGGUAACCCCACCCUCAGCCAACUCUAGCCAACAGUUCUCAGAGACACAAGAACUAAUUGAAUGAGCACUACCACAAUUAAGGAUGAAUCUGAGUGAAACUGAACAUUCCAGAAAGACCCCCAGAAUUCCUCAAAGGCCAGCCACUCACUGCCCCAGACUAAGAUGAGGGCUCAGAGCACCUGUCCCCUAAAAAGAAAAAAGAGGAGUGGAGGGAUGAAGGGCUUGUGAGGAAUUGGACCAUUCACAGUCUCAAUGUAAGCGAGACCUAACAGUGACCACACAACAGUGGCCCUCUUCCUGCACUAACACACAUGUUGUCCUCUACAUCUCAGGACCACUCUGCUGCAGGCCUUCAGCCAACACACACACUAUACAUCUAUUAGAUAAACACACUUAACUGGUCUGAACUGGGGAUAAGCUAUAAAGAAUAGUAAACUAGUUAGGGAAAUUCUUGUUUUCACAUUUUUAUUUUGUUUUGUUUAAGUGGUUUAGUUACGCUCGGUGCUUACAACAUUUUGAGGUAUUAGAUGGCUUGCAUGGUAAAAUCGUCUCUGAAAAGUUGCAUCUCCUUUAAAGCACAAACAUUAGCAUAGCAAUCUGUGAGAUUAUUUAUUUAUUAUUUGUAUUUUAUCUGUUGCAUUCUAGAGACGCCAUGCCAGAUCAUUUAAAAGCGUAUUUUCAAAACAAGAAUGCUUAUAUUUUAAGAAUGCAUCUAAAUGGGCUUAGAUGAACCCGAAAACAUCCUAAUAAUGCAGGGCUUCCUCAAGACCCAUAAAUCGAAGAUUUGUUUAGGCAACCAACCAGUAUGAAGUUUGCACAUUUAAACGUAUCUGGAAAUAAACUGGUUGUCCACAGCCCCUCAGUGGUCCCAUCUGUCUUCCAGUCCCGGCUCUCAUGCCUGGUGAGAUUCUGGCAGUGACAUCAAAGAGCUCUCACCACUUUUUCAAAGAGAGAUCUGCCUUGUGAGACUAACACGAAACCGCUGACUGCCAGUCAGUUUACUCAACCUUCACCUCCUACACCACAUUAGAUUUAUUUUCAUUGCUUACCAUGCUCAGAGGCAGAGGCCUUGCACAAUACAUUGUUAGAUAAAAUGGUCAAAAUAUGUACCCCA
This is a messenger RNA of Paramisgurnus dabryanus, 2512 nucleotides long. It is a transcript of the gene cacnb3b, whose product is annotated as calcium channel, voltage-dependent, beta 3b. Gene Ontology annotation, biological process: calcium ion transmembrane transport. The record is from RefSeq and is a predicted model, not a curated record. Gene Ontology annotation, cellular component: voltage-gated calcium channel complex. Gene Ontology annotation, molecular function: protein binding; voltage-gated calcium channel activity. NCBI's taxonomy places the organism in Eukaryota, Metazoa, Chordata, Actinopteri, Cypriniformes, Cobitidae.